Scaptodrosophila lebanonensis is the source of this 4016-nucleotide messenger RNA. It is a transcript of the gene ncm, whose product is annotated as pre-mRNA-splicing factor CWC22 homolog. Lineage: Eukaryota; Metazoa; Arthropoda; Insecta; Diptera; Drosophilidae. Gene Ontology annotation, cellular component: catalytic step 2 spliceosome. The coding region runs from base 101 to 3859 and encodes 1252 amino acids. The record is from RefSeq and is a predicted model, not a curated record. Gene Ontology annotation, biological process: mRNA splicing, via spliceosome. The transcript has 3 exons. Gene Ontology annotation, molecular function: RNA binding; protein binding.
GGCCACAAGCGGCCGCGUUUGCCAACGUUUUGUGUAAAAUUUUUCGCACGCACCAUUAAAUUAUAAUUAGCUUAGUUAGGAAUUUAAAGAGUGUCUGAAAAUGGUAGAUAGCGAUGCCGAAAGCGAUUCGAGCACCAGCAGCAGCUCAAGCAGUGGCAGCGGCGGCAGCAGCAGCGGAUCAUCGUCGAGCUCCGAAAGUAGUGGAAGUGGCAGCGGCAGCAAUAGUAGUGUAGGAAGUAGUCGAAGUAGCAAAGCAAAGGAAGAAGAAGCAGCGUUAGCAAAGGGGCAACCGCAACCAGCAGAAGUUGUCGUUGACAAUGAGAAGGAGGAUGCAACAGUGGGAGGUGCAACUGAGAAAGUGGUGGUGCCUGCAGACGUGGUGAAGGCGAAGGAAGAAGCAGAAUUGCAGGAACAGCCACAGGAGACGGAAAAAACAGACACGUCAACGGUUGAAGGAAGAGGCCAUAAUGUAGCUGUUGUGGAGGCGGUGGUGAAGAAUAAUGGGGAAGUGCCGCUUAAAGAAACUCCUGAAGUUGAAACAGCUAAGCCGACUGUGUCCGUUGAGCCGACAAAGGAUCCAGAACCAGAGCAGGAAUCAGAAGCAGAGUCUGCAAAUCGGCAAGUUACCACCAAUGGUGAUGCUGAACCAGAGAAAACGGUUACCCACCACAGUGAAGAGGGCGAAAUAACUGAUAAAGACGAUGAUGAUGUGCCGCCGGUGGCGGAUAAACUUGCAACUGCCAAUGCGCUAAUCAACAUGGGCCCUGAGCCAAGCAGACGCAGCAAAAGCAGCACCCGGCGUAGUCGAAGCGCAGAUGAGAAGCGCAGCCGGCGACGACAUAGCAGUCGCUCUAGGGAUCGAGAGCGAGAUAGGGAGAGAGACCGAGGUCGGAAUCGGGAUCUGCGCACACGCAGUUCUAGUCGUAGUCGCUCACCACGCAAUAGACGAAGGCGGCGCACGCGGACACGCAGUCGUAGCAUCAGUCCCAUACGCAGACGUUCCAGUUCAUUGGAGCGAAGACGCGCUGAGCGUCAGAAGCGGCACGAGGAGCGCGCAAAGCAGGAUGAGGAACGGGCCAGGGAGCGUGAGAAACGCCAUCGUCAAAGCAAGGAAUCUCGUUCCCAUCGUGAUGAUUCUCGAGGGCGUCGAGAAGGCUCACGUGACCGUCGCGAAAGCUCCAAAACUCGUCGUCGAUCUAACGAUAGUCGCGGUGCUGAGUCCAAAGAUCGUGCACGAAAAGGCCGCUCAACCAGUGCGACUGAGGACAAGAAGGAAAACAAUGACAAUGUCACCGUAACUGAACCAACGGCCAAGAUUACGGAACGCCAGCGUCGUACUGUGGAUCUGCUGACGUCACGCACCGGUGGCGCAUACAUACCGCCCGCCAAGCUGCGCCUCAUGCAGGCCGAGAUCACGGACAAGGCCUCGGCGGCUUACCAGCGCAUUGCCUGGGAGGCGCUCAAGAAGUCCAUACACGGCUACAUCAACAAGGUGAACGUGACGAACAUCGCAAUUAUCACGCGUGAAUUGCUGCGUGAGAACAUUGUGAGGGGACGGGGUCUACUCUGUCGGUCCAUCAUUCAAGCACAGGCCGCCUCGCCGACAUUCACACACGUCUAUGCGGCCCUCUGCGCCAUCAUCAAUUCCAAGUUCCCCAACAUUGGAGAACUGCUGCUCAAGCGUUUAGUCAUUCAGUUCAAGCGCGCGUUCCGGCGCAACGAUAAAUUGGUGUGUAUGUCGGCGACACGCUUCAUCGCCCAUCUGAUGAAUCAGCGGGUGGCGCAUGAAAUUCUGGCGCUGGAAAUACUGACGUUGCUGGUGGAGACGCCCACCGAUGAUUCGGUGGAGGUGGCCAUUUCCUUUCUAAAGGAGUGCGGCAUGAAGCUGACUGAAGUGUCGUCAAAAGGUAUUGGCGCCAUUUUCGAGAUGCUGCGCAACAUCCUGCAUGAAGGGAAACUGGAUCAGCGGGUGCAGUACAUGAUCGAGGUACUGUUUCAGGUGCGCAAGGAUGGUUUCAAAGACCAUCAGGCGGUUGUAGAGGAGCUGGAGCUGGUCGAGGAAGAUGAUCAGUUUACGCAUCUGAUGAUGCUAGAAGAGGCCACCGAAACUGAGGACAUAUUGAAUGUCUUCAAAUUUGAUGAUAAUUAUGCCGAAAACGAGGAGAAGUACAAGGAACUCAGCCGUGAGAUAUUGGGCAGUGGUUCUAGUGGCUCCGGUGAUUCCUCUGGCUCGGACUCUGAUAGUGAUGGCGAUUCUGAAUCUGGUGGCGAACAAGACGAGUCCAAAGCUGGAGCCACCGAUAUUAUAGAUAAUACCGAGACGAAUUUGAUAGCCCUCCGACGCACUAUUUACUUGACAAUUAACUCGAGCUUGGACUAUGAGGAGUGCGCUCACAAGUUGAUGAAAAUGCAGCUGAAGCCGGGCCAGGAGGUGGAGCUCUGCCACAUGUUUCUCGAUUGUUGCGCCGAGCAGCGCACCUAUGAGAAGUUUUACGGACUGUUGGCUCAACGGUUCUGCAACAUAAACAAGAUCUAUAUACCGCCCUUCGAGGAGAUCUUCAAGGACACAUACCAGACGACGCAUCGCCUGGACACGAAUCGACUGCGCAAUGUUAGCAAAUUCUUUGCCCAUCUGCUCUUCACCGACGCCAUCAGUUGGGACGUGUUGGAGUGCAUACAAUUGAACGAGGAUGAUACGACUUCCUCGAGUCGCAUUUUCAUCAAGAUACUAUUCCAGGAAUUGGCCGAAUAUAUGGGGCUGAGCAAAUUGAAUACUAAGCUAAAGGAGGAAGUGCUGGUGGAGAGUUUAGCGGGCUUGUUCCCUAAAGAUAAUCCGCGGAACACACGCUUCUCUAUCAAUUUCUUCACGUCCAUCGGUCUCGGCGGCUUGACGGAUGAUUUGCGUCGCUUCUUGAAGAAUGCGCCCAAGGCAGUGCCAGCAAUUAAUGCCGAAAUCUUAGGCAGCAAUCCGUUCAAAGAUGGUUCGGUCGCCGCGUCGGUGGCGGCGCCCCCCGCCUCCAGCUCUUCGUCCAACUCCAGCAGCAGUAGCAGCAGCUCUAGUAGUAGCGCGGAAAGCAGUAGCAGCGAUGAGGAUAGCGAUAGUGAAUCAUCCAGCUCAGACUCUAGCGAGCUGCAGCGCAAGCGGAAACGCAAAGAUAAAUCCAAGAAAAAGCCCAAAAAGCAGCGCAAAACGAAAAAAUCAAAGGACAAAAAGAAGAAAAAGCGUUCGGAUAAGAAAAAGGAGAAAGAGAAGAAAAAGGCCGCAGCCAAAAAGAAGAGCAAGUCUAAAAGAAAGCGCAAACACGAGGAGACCAGCAGCUCCAGCAGCGCCGCCACCGAAAGUUCCAGCUCCAGCGAAAGCAGCAGCAGCAGCGAAUCGGACCAAAGCAGCGAGCAUGAACCGCCAGCCAAAAUCAAGCGAAAGGAGCAGCACAACAACAAAUCGAAAGCGGCGCCCAACAAACAUGGAAAACAUGGCGACAGCGACGACUUCAACCUGGAUGGACCGGAAACAGUGCCGCAAACUUCAGAACGAUAUCAGCACAAUGGUCAUAGCGUGCGGGAGCGAGGGCAGUCCAAUGAUCGGAAGCAGCAGCGAAAUCAGCGGAGUCACGAGCGUGAGCGCGAGCGCGAGGGUAGACGCGGGCGUGAGGAGGAGAAGGAACGGGAUAGAGGCCGUGAGAGGGAUAAGGAUCGUGGCAAGGAUAGGCCGCGUGAGAGCGAACGAGAGAGAGAAAGAGAUCGGGAGCGUGAUCGAGAACGUGAUCGGGAGCGGGAGCGCGAUUAUUCCAGACGCAAGAGUCGUGACGGCUCAAAUAGAAACUACCACAGGCGCAGCGUCUCCCAGGAGCGCGGCUAGGACACCACCACACCACACAAUUGCAACGACGGAUUAUGUAUUUUUUAUAUAAUUUGUAAAAACCUUAACUAUCAGAAAAGCAGAAAAGAAAACAACGCAAAAGCAAGACAAAAACACUGAAGCAAACAAUUAAAAUGUACAAAAAAUCACAAAGGCA